UCUUUCUUUAUCAUGCUUGCUUGACAAGUUGGGAAUCUGAUGCAUGUCCUUGUAACUCAUCUUUUCAAAGCAAUCUUUCCAGUUGUAAUGUGCGGCAUUGAUCUGACAAAACCUCCUCGAUACCUAUAUACACCUUCCCUGCAUGUAAAAGACUUCCUCUGAGCAUGGGUGAUGAGAUGAUUACAAGAAAACUACCAUCUAAUCAAGAGGACAUGAAGGAUAUCACAGAGAUUGAUUUGCAAGAUUACAAGGAUGUGGAUAGCAUUGCGUUCUACCAGGUUCCAACAAACCUGGGAUCAGGAAUGUCCAUGGAAAGCGAGAGAUCGGUAAGAGUUCAUACAUGUACAGAUCACAAGGGUGUCAAUUUUUUGCACAAGUUGCUUCAUCGUCUUUUGGAGCACAAGGAGGUGUACAGCAAUGUGGUGAACCUCCUAUUUCAUGGUAUUGAAUGGCAAACUGAGGGGGUGCAACUUCUCUGUUCAUUUUUAGGCCCUGAUUCGAGUGUGAAGCAGGUAGAAUUCCAAAAGAAUGUCUUCGGCACAAAAUCAGCAACUGCUUUAGUUCCAUUAUCAGAAAUGAUACAAAGGAACAACACCAUCAGGGCAAUUGUGUUCUCUGACUGUAGAAUUGGAGCUACAGGAGCCAAACUGCUUGCUUCAGCUUUGGCAAACAACAGGGGUGUGGAAGAGUUCCAGCUAUUGGACGAUUCCAUAGGCGCUAAGGGAGCUGAAGAACUCUCAAAGAUGAUUGAGGUAAACUAUAUGCUGAAGCUGUUGGUCAUCCUUGACAACAGCUCAAUUGCAGCAGCCCCAAUUUUCUCUGCUGUGCUUGGACGCAACCGUAGACUGGAGGUGCAUAUAUGGGGACACUGCCGUGAUACUAGAGGCGGCAUGAACAGCUGUAAAAUUGCUGAAUUUCAGCCUGGAACUGGAAGCUUGAGAAUUUACAACAAUAUUAAUUCCACAGGCCUGCAAAGGGUUGCUUGUGCUAUGGCAUGGAACACCACAGUGUCAACAUUGGACAUGUCAGGUGUACCAUUAAAGUCCAAGUGGACCAAAGAGCUCAGAGGAGUCCUUGAACGGAAUAGGAUGCUAAAAACUGUCAAGCUUACCAGGUGUUGCCUCAGGGACAAAGCUGUUGUGUAUAUAGCUGCCGGGCUAUUCAAGAACAACUAUUUGGAGAGCUUGAGUUUGGAUGGAAAUCGCUUUGGUGGAGGUGGGUUGGAGCAUUUACUGUGCCCUCUGAGUACAUUUUCACCACUUCAGAGACAAGCCAAUAUCGCUUUGAAGGUUUUGAUUUUUGGUGGACACCAAACAAAUAUAGGAAGAUAUGGCAUAACAGCAAUCUUGCAGAUGUUGGAAACAAACCAGAGCCUGCUUAAACUGUCCAUAUGCGAUGAUGUAAGCUUGAGGCCGAAUGAUGUUGUCAGAAUCUUUACAAGCUUAGAAAGAAAUACUACUCUUCGAAGCCUAUCUUUGAAAGGUUGCAGGGGAGUUGAGGGGGAGGUAGUCUUGCAGACCAUUAUGAGCAUGUUGCAGGUCAAUCCUUGGAUAGAAGAAAUCGACCUGCAUGAAACCCCUUUGCAUGUUGCUGGUAAGACUGGUGAAAUUUACGAGAAACUUGGUCAGAAUGGGAGUUUGGUUGUACCAAGUGAUUCGCUCGAUUUGCCACUAAGUGCACCUACUUGCUGCCAAGUUUUUCUCUGUGGCCAAGAAUUAUCAGGUAAAAGCACUCUGUGUAGUUCAAUGAAGCAUUGCAUGAAUUCAAUGAAAUUGCCCCGCAUGGAUGAAAUAAGAACUUCAAAGGCUCCAAUUGAGCAAAUGGCACACAGCAAUGAAAAUGGGAUGAAUAUUAUUUUCGAUGGCAAGACAAAAUUGACUAUGUGUAGUCUUGGUGGGACUGAGGAAAGUAUUGCUUUGCAUGAUUUCAUGUUUGCUGUGCAUGGUGGUCCAAGGAUUUUCAUGGUUGUAUCUAGUUUGAUUGGAAAGCCUGCUGAUAAAUAUCCAAAAAGCAUUGACGUGGUUGAACAGGAGUUGAUUUAUUGGCUGAAGUUUAUUGUUUCAAAUUCUAGGAGAAGAGUGUCACACUCGUUUGUACCCUGUGUUACAAUAGUUCUCACCCACUAUGAUAAGGUAUCUCAUCUAGCAGAAGGGCUACAGUUGAUUGCUGCCACUGUACAAAAACUCAGAGAAGACUUCUGUUCAUAUGCUGAAAUUUACCCUACUGUUUUUGCGGUAGACUCAAGAUCACAUGUUUCAGUUAGUAAGCUCACCCAUCACCUGCGGAAUACAACAAAGACAAUUCUCCAGCAAGUUCCUCAAGUUUAUGAAGUAUGCAAUGAUUUGGUUAAGUAUUUGCAUAAUUGGAGAUUGAAGAAUAAUAAAGCAGUGCUCAGAUGGUCUGAGUUCUGCGAGAUAUGUCAGCUCAGCAUUCCAGUGCUAAGGUUGAGAUCUAGGCAUGAUAAUGCAGAGAAAUUAGACACAAGAAGACGUGCUGUUGCAAAGUCACUGCAUAAUUUGGGUGAAAUAAUAUUUUUUGAAGAGCUUGGAGUGCUGAUAAUGAACUGCGAAUGGUUCCAUCAAGAUAUACUCAGCCAACUAGGUGCAUUGAAAUCCAUCAAGACAGAAAAUAGCGGUUUUGUUCGCAAACAAGACCUGGAGAAGAUUCUGCAAGAGAAGCUGUGUAACCAAAUUCAAAGAUCAAACUGGAGAGCUGGUUCAUCCUUGCAAUCCAGUGAUAUCAUUAAUAUGUUAUUGAAACUUGAAUUAUGCUAUGAACAAGACCCUGGGAACCCAAACACAUUACUUUUAGUACCAGCUAUGCUUGAGGAAAGCAAAGAAGGGACUCAACGUUGGCAGUUAACCAUGCCAGAGUGCAGAUAUGCUGGAAGGCAUAUGGAAUGUGAAGAUACACACAUGUUUCUGACAGACGACUUCUUUCCAAGGCUACAGGUCCAUCUGCACAAUAAAAUCACGUGCCUGGGAAAUCAACAAGGAGCAGUCUACAACUUGGAGAAAAACCUUAUUUAUACGGUGAUCAAUGGUGUCCAUGUAAGGGUUGAGCUGGGAAUGAAGUUGGGCUCAUCCAUUGAUGUACUUGCAUGCUCCACUAGAAAUGUUACUGACAUGGUGAGGCUUCUGCACAAGUUAGUAAUCCCAACGAUACUAAAUCUGUCUCCCAGUAUGACAUUCAAGGAAAGCAUUAUCAGACCCAGCUGUGUGAAAUAUAUCAUACCACAAAGGUUUCGGGCAACUCAGCUGUUACCUGUGAAAAGAAUUAAGCAAAUUCUGCUGUCAUUGCCAGCGGAAAGCAUGUAUGAUUAUCAGCAUACCUGGAGUGCAAUUGAAAGCAAUAAGAGGGUCAUCUUAAUAUCAGGAUUGGAUCAUGCUAGAGAUCUUCUAUCAGACGAUGACUUCCAUGAAGUUUUGCAUCGUAGGUACUAUGAUCUACAGCAUCUUGCAACCGAACUUGCAGUGAGCCCAGAUAGUCUGCAGCAAUCUGAAACUAUCCCUGAAUCCGAUGCAGUAGAUCCCUCCAUAUUAGGCAUCGCCAAAGGUGUUGAGAUGGUUCUCCAAAGACUGAAGAGAAUAGAACAAGGAAUUCAAGACUUGAAGGAGGAAAUUGCAAGGUUGAGGUACUACGAGUAUCACCUUGUGACUGAGCUCCACAGGAAAAUGGACUAUGCGAUUAACUACAGUAUUCAGUUGGAGGAAAGAAAGGUGCCCCAGCUGUUCUAUCUUGUAAGCCUGGACAACCGCUCCAAGAAGCUUGUCACAAGGAUACUUCCUGGCAUGCGAUCCCUACGGGUGCACAUGUGUUGCGAGUUCAGACAAGAGAUGCAUGUGUUGGAGGAUCAAGUUGGGUGCGAUCUGAUCCAAGUCGAUAAUCAGGCAGUGCAAUCCUUGCUGCCUUACAUGAGCACGUUCAUGAAACUGUUGACUUUUGCUCUGAAGAUCGGGGCACAUUUCAUCGUCGGGAUGGGGGAGAUGAUACCUGACCUGAGCAGACAGGUGGUGCACUUGCUAGAUUCUUCAGUCAUGUAUGGUGCAACUACAUCAACCUUGUCAUUGGGGGCUUUAGGUGCAGCAGCAAUGUAUGGAAAAGCGAGGAGUAACAGCAACCAGAGUGGUGCAAAUGGCAUGGGGGAGGAUAUGAAAACGGCCAGACAGUGGCUUGUGGAUUUCUUGAAAGGGCAGGGGAUUUUGACAGGGAUGGACAUAGCACAGAGAUUUGGUCUGUGGAGGAUUAGGUACAGAGAUGACGGCCACAUUGCAUGGAUCUGCAGGAAGCACAUCGUUGCGAGAGCAGACGAGAUCUUUGAACUACCACUUUGAACCAUCCAGGUUGCAGUUGGUUUCAUGGCCACAAGGUGCCUAUCUGAUGUCCCUGUGCUUCUGUACUGAUGGUGACAACUGACGAGUGUGCAAUUUUAAUGGAUGAUGCCAUGCUGAUUACCAAGAUCUCAUGGUACCCGUCAUAUGCUCUGCUCCAGUUUCUAUCACUCUGCCUCUGUCAACGGUCUGCUUUCUCUUUGCCUCAUUUUUGUGAUUCUUCACGCUGUUAUUUUCUAACUGUAUAUUACUGCCUGUUCCAUUGCUGAUUUGAACUGUUCAUUUAUAUCUUUCUUCAAUAAUGGAGUAACACAGUUACAUAAUAUUCAAUGGAGUAAUACUGCAAACUCGGAUACUCCUACUACUUACUGCUCUAUCUCUGAUAAUUAACUACUAGCAGAGGCUUUUUUAGAUAAACUACUGGCAGAAUUCUGUUUGAGCGUAUUCAGAUCGACAUGAUUUUUUGAACUA
This is a messenger RNA of Oryza brachyantha (malo sina), 4802 nucleotides long. RefSeq names its product protein TORNADO 1. The coding region runs from base 165 to 4334 and encodes 1389 amino acids. Gene Ontology annotation, molecular function: protein binding. The transcript has 3 exons. NCBI's taxonomy places the organism in Eukaryota, Viridiplantae, Streptophyta, Magnoliopsida, Poales, Poaceae. The record is from RefSeq and is a predicted model, not a curated record.